Messenger RNA from Galleria mellonella (greater wax moth), 4068 nucleotides. RefSeq names its product growth arrest-specific protein 1-like. The coding region runs from base 300 to 1025 and encodes 241 amino acids. The record is from RefSeq and is a predicted model, not a curated record. Gene Ontology annotation, biological process: regulation of cell cycle. The transcript has 3 exons. Lineage: Eukaryota; Metazoa; Arthropoda; Insecta; Lepidoptera; Pyralidae.
GAAUGCACCACCACAAUUUUACGUCCCACGACCGAACCGACCACGACACAACUCAAUUUAUCCCGCGAACGGCGCACGUCCGUACGUACGCCUGCCUGAGGCUGUCUCGAUCUUUAAGAAAAGAACAUUUAAUAUGAGAAAGUAUAUUUUUUAAGAAUAUUAUUGUGACGCCCUAUUAGUGACAUUGUUACGUGUUAUAUUUUGUGGAUGUUCGUAAAAGUUACAAAAAUAGGAGUUCUAAACUUACCAGUGUGCACAAGCCAUGUGACUACGCCGGGAGUGGUGAAGUAAGAUUUGUAAUGUGGCUAAUAGCCGCUGUUCUGGCAGCGGCGACGGUGGCUGCUGCCAUACCCUGCGAGGAUGUGCAGAUGCAGUGCGCCUACCGCUCCGGCUGUGGUAAAGCUCUCAACAACUACAUGAUAUUCUGCAGCGAAGUCCUUACUACGGGAACAUCGACGUGCCCAGAGUACUGCGAGUAUGCACUCAUAGCACUUACUUCCACGCCGGAAGGAAAAGAUUUAUUGAAUUGUCAGUGCAAAGACGAAUACUGCGAGGGAAUGAAGAGUCGAAUAGAGAUCUGUAGGCCUCAAGUCGUAAAUGGAGCUGCAAACGCUACCGCUUCUUGUUGGCUCUCACAGUUGAUUUGUCUUGCAGACUCUGAGUGUGCUGCUGCCCUCGAAUAUUAUAAACUACUAUGCUGGUCUAUGUACGAAGGGCGGAAAUGUUCGAGAAAGUGCCGGAACUCCAUAGGGAUUUUAAGGAAACAGAAGAAAGCAGCGGCUUUGUCGACCUGUCAGUGUAACGGCGACGAAAAUUAUGAUUGCAAAAAGAUGCAAAAUAAUUUUGCACGGCUAUGUUUCCACAACAAACAUGGCAAUUAUAAAGACAAGAAAAAGAAAACAUUCCAGCCGUUACCAGAGACACCCACAUCUAAGAAACCUAGUGUUGUUACAGACGCGGCUUCUGUUGCCAUCUUAUCGCAAUUGAUGGUUAUCAUUUGUGCAUACGUUACAACUAUGACGUGAUAUUUAAUGCUAAUUAGCGAGGCCUACCUCAUGCUAUAGAACACUUAAGAUAUCUUAUUAAAUAUCUUUCUUUCGAGUUCUAGUAAUCAAUGUAAUUAGUCUUACUACAAUUGUAUAAAAUUAUGUAUCUUAAAGAGUAGUACAAUGAGUAGUGAACUCGGACUUCUAGGAUAUUUUACAAGACCAACACAGAAUCUAAGGUACCUUUUCGUAUUAGUAUUUUUAAGUUGACAUAUUAUAAUUUAGAUACUAAUAAUGAUAAUAUAAUAAAUGUGUAAAUAAUUUAGAUAUGUAAAUGUGAGGGAAUGCAAGGAUAAACGAGAAUUUUGGCCUACAAAUUUAAAACAGUAUUGUCUUUCAACCGGUGCAACGUUAAAUCUAUCGAGAUACAGAGCUAGCCGCCCACGGGUACGGGUGACGCUAUAAAUACGAAGCGCGGAGCGGCGCCGGUGGUCCGGUGACAAAUGCUCAGAUGCUGCCCUAUUCCUGAAGCAGUGUCUGUCGAUUGAUCUAGCUGUCUGGUCAUGCUCAAAUACUAUGCUGACAGAUUAGCCAAAAGUAAACCAUAUAAAAUAGAAGACUAUUGCAAAAUUUACUUGCAAAUAUUUGGAUAUAUUUUAAGACAUUUUAGAGGCCUUUUUAAGAUUAAGAGGAGGAACAAACCUUGGUGUAUUUUUUGUACGAUAAAAUAGAACAUAGAUAUUAUUACGUCGUGAUCAAGACUCUUCUACAGGGUCGAAGUAUCAAUAUGCUUAAAUAAAUAAAUAAAUAAUUAUGCGGUGAAUAAAUGUUUGUUAAUAGUAAUGAUAACUGCAAAAAUUUAAACAGUUUUAGAACAAAAUAGAAUUUUAUUGCAUAACGUAUAAUUCAUGUAACUCUGCGAUUUACAUAAUGGGCAAUCAUCUCAAAUCCCGAGUUAAAAAGUCCUUCAUCUGUGCGUCUUAAUUGUUCCUGACUAUUUUGCUGUUGAAGAAUUUUUAAAACUGAAAUAAGUCGGCGAUAGAUUAGGGAAGUGGAUGUUCGAAUGACAUACUCGUGUCUAAUUCCGGUGGGCGCGACACUAAUCGCCCCCAAUGAUGUAGGGCGCCAUACAAACAUGCCGCGGGAUGCCACUGUCACGUUAACAUUAUUGACAUUUUGUUUCCUUUGCAUCCGUUCUUUAGCAUUGUUUUAAUUUUUUCUACUCAUUAAUAAAUAGCUUCUCAUAAUGACGAUACGCGAUGACUUAGAAUUCAUUAGAAUUAUGUUUGAGUACGGAAACGAUUUUUCCAUGGAAUAGAUUGACAGCGCUUCGUAGGAACACGACACAGUUACUUGGCAAGAAAGAACUCUAAAACCGGUUGUAGGUAAAGCUUUAGCAACGAUACUGAUAUUGAACACGUUAAUUUGUUUUAAAGUAACACGGAAAUACUAGAAUAUAAUAAAAUACAUGUAAUACUAGAUCUAUGCUGCUGUUUUAAUAUUUUUAUGAGCACAUAAAUUAUCAGUAGUUAUUAUGAUGAAUUACCGAAUAUUGAAAUAGAUAUUUAUAAAUAAAAUGUUCUAUAUGAAAAAAGAUAUAAUUUAAUGACUAUUUUCUAAGCAAUAUUGCUAAAAAGAAAAUUAAAAUAUAUUUUGACGAUUUUUGUUUCAAUUUGUGUCAUUAAUUAUAAACAUUGUGUAUUCAUGAGAUCUAUUGCUUACCUAUUAAUGUAUUGCCAAUGAAUAUACUUAUAUAUAUCGACGCACACAUGAAGUCAUAUAAAGGUGAAGUAAUAAAAUACGCGCGGAUUGUGAAUAAGGAAUAACAUCCUAGUUUAUUGGUAUGGAGUGAUUUAUUUUCAAUCCUAUUAUACUUCUGUUUACAUUAACCACAUCAGAGAUCGUAAAUUUAUUUAAGGUAGUAUUUUACAUUGUAUUUUAUAUAUAUAUAUAGUGUCCGACAACAGCAGCCUUGUUUUUAUGGGGUUCCAAAAUAAGAAACGCAUUUUAAGCAUACACUAAAAACAGUUUUAGGAUACCUUUAUUUAAAUUUCCUCUUUGUUUAAAAUUGAAGGGGAUUUUUAAAAUAAAGUGUGAUAAAAAUAACUUGUAACAAAGUCGUGUCCAAUACAGUAUUGAUAGUUCUCAAAUAAUAUUUUUUUGGUAAAUAUUAAAAUUAAAAACGCGAGAUUGAUAAUUUGUCUUUAUUUUUUUUUCAUGCAUGAAUCUAAUUCUAAACCAAAACUGAUAAUUAUUUUUGAAAACCAUAGGUUACUCAUACGUAUGUUGAUAUCAUAUUAAUUUUGUGACGUUUGAAGCUGCCGUUUUUCUUUAAUAGCAAAAUUUUAAGAAACGCAAUAUAUAGAACAAUCCUGAUUGCAUAAAGAAUAAUAAAAAUCACGUACAAAAGAUUACGAAUGAUUUGAGAACGUUUUUGAAAUUGUUUGAAAAUUACCAAGUAAUCAUAUACUAUAAACAAAUAAGUUAUAAAAUAUAUAUAGUUAUAUAAUAUUUUGCUAAAAAUCAGGUCAGUCAUCUUUUUGGGUGUCGCGUGUUUGAGGACAUGACAGACAGGGUGCUUACUUUAUUUUAAAAACGUCUUCGUAUGUUUAGUUAUAAGUACAAAUAAAUAUAAAUGCGGCAUUUUAAAUAAUUUAAGAUUCCAGUUUUAAAUAUCUAUUGUAAAUGUAACUCUUAAUUUUAGGGGAUGUCACCCACACACGUGUAGUAGUAGUAUUGUAAAUGAAUAUAGCAUAGUUUAAAUUUAAAUAAAUUAUUAAUUUUAUUUACGAAUGAGUACACAAAAAUAAAUAAAACAUAUUAACCACAGUUUACCAAAGUGAGAUUAAUAAUAUUAAUAGUAAAAUAAAAUGUGAAUACUGUUCAUUAAGGUGUUACGUAGAAAUAAGUAUUUUCUUUAUAAGAAAUGUUCGUGCAAAGUAUUUUUAGAAUUAAUUAUAAUAAUUUAUUAAAUCAGCUAGUUUUAACAUUGUAAACAUUGUUGCGUUUGUUUCGUUUUGUGAAAUUAGGAUUUUAGAUGUAAUAUUUAUUUUACAAAAUUGCAAUAAAUUUUUGUAUUCUA